Messenger RNA from Colossoma macropomum (tambaqui), 1006 nucleotides. It is a transcript of the gene dtnbp1b, whose product is annotated as dystrobrevin binding protein 1b. The transcript has 4 exons. Gene Ontology annotation, cellular component: plasma membrane; neuron projection; BLOC-1 complex. Bases 128 to 766 code for a protein of 212 amino acids. The record is from RefSeq and is a predicted model, not a curated record. Gene Ontology annotation, biological process: anterograde synaptic vesicle transport; regulation of synaptic vesicle exocytosis; neuron projection development. Lineage: Eukaryota; Metazoa; Chordata; Actinopteri; Characiformes; Serrasalmidae.
AGCCUGAGCGCUGCCUUCACACACACACACACACUCGUCUCUGAAUCUCACGCUGCAGCAUCGUGUGUGUGUCUCAAGAUGAGCGUCUUCAGGCUCACUGUGUGAGGAAAUUCUCUGUCCAUCCAGCAUGUCUUCCCCAGGCUCGGCCGACAGCAGCAAGAGGAAUUCCUCGGAGCUGGACGCUCAGAGGGUCCCUGAAGCGGAGGCUGGUCAGCAGCAGCAGGUGAAGUGGAAGGACAGGCAGAAGUUUUUUGAGGAGGCGUUUCAGCAGGACAUGGAGCACUACCUGUCCACAGGAUACCUGCAGAUCGCCGAGAGGAGAGAGCCAAUAGGAAGCAUGUCGUCUAUGGAGGUGAAUGUGGACAUGCUGGAGCAGAUGGACCUGAUGGACAUGUCUGACCACGAGGCUCUGGAUGUUUUUCUCAACUCAGGAGGAGAAGACAACAGCGCAGCUUCGCCUAUGCUGGGGCCAGAUGUGGAGUCCUUCACCACUGAGAUCACACUGCAGGUUCCCACGCAGGCUGAGCUCAGGCACAAACUGGCCUCCCUCUCGUCCACCUGCACCGACUCAGCCAGCCAGGACACAGAAGCCGGAGAGGAAGAGGAGGAUGAUGAAGAGGAGGAGAGAGGGGGAGGAGGAGGAGGAGGACCCCAGCUGGUGCGGAGAGAUGAGGAAAGUGUGUGUGGAGAUGCUUCCCAACCACAGGCAGGACAGCAGAGUCAAAGAGCCAAGAACUGUGCAAAGGGCGACUCUUUAGCCACAUAGAUGAAGAGAAGAUGGAUGGAUGGAUGAAGGAAAGUGUUUUCUAAAACUGUGCUAUGCAUCCGGUGUACAAAAGAAGGGGUGAUUUGUGUGUUUUAUCAUAUUUUUGGUUUUUGUACAGGAAGUCCUCGUUUCGUGCCGUGCAGUGUUUUACCCGACUCUCCUACUAAAUAAAUGUUUCUCCCUCCAGCUGCGGCGUUCACCUGUUUAAAUGAAAUCCAUUUAUUAAAGGGUCUCAUCCUA